AUGGCCUCUUUCUUCAGCUCUCUCUUCCAGUGGUUCAGCGGGCAAGUCGCUCGAGUCCAUCCGCUAUUUUUCUCUAAGCAGGCUGAGAUCUCCGUGGUCGGGCUGCAGGCAUCUGGGAAGACGUCCUUCGUGAACGUCAUAGGUUCCGGCCAGUGGAGUGAGGAAGUCGUCCCUACCGUUGCGUUCAACUUCCGCAAGGUCCACCGAGGCAACAUCACUCUGAAGAUAUGGGAUGUCGCUGGCCAGCCAAGAUAUAGGUCAAUAUGGGAGCGAUACUGCAAUGGCGUCGACGCCAUAAUUUUCGUGGUUGACUCUGGCGAUAAGGAGAAAUUCGACACAGCUCGGUUCGAGCUGCACCAGCUUCUGUCCCAUCCUAGCCUCAGCGGUGUUCCUCUGUUAGUCCUUGGGAACAAGAACGAUCUGGAAGGACAUGCCCCCGUGGACGAGUUGAUCAAGGCACUGCAACUGGACAAGAUUCAAAACAGACCUGUCUCGUGCUACUCGUGUUCGAUGAAGAGCCAGCACAACCUAGACAUCGUUCUUCAGUGGCUAGCAGGCCGCAGCCACUGA
Messenger RNA from Rhodofomes roseus, 570 nucleotides. RefSeq names its product Arl8a protein. Bases 1 to 570 code for a protein of 189 amino acids. Gene Ontology annotation, molecular function: GTPase activity; GTP binding. The transcript has 12 exons. NCBI's taxonomy places the organism in Eukaryota, Fungi, Basidiomycota, Agaricomycetes, Polyporales, Fomitopsidaceae. Gene Ontology annotation, cellular component: lysosomal membrane. Gene Ontology annotation, biological process: protein transport. The record is from RefSeq and is a predicted model, not a curated record.